GUGUGUGUGUUUGAGUUCAGGAAAAUGGCCGAGGCCAGUAUUUCGGUAGAUCAGGACCAGUUCAGCUGUCCAGUGUGUCUGGAUCUCCUGAAGGAUCCGGUGGCUAUCCCCUGUGGUCACAGUUUCUGUAAGGAGUGUAUUAAUGGCUGCUGGGAUCAGGAGGAUCAGAAGGGCGUCUACAGCUGUCCUCAGUGCAGAGACACUUUCACUCCAAGGCCUGUUCUACACAGAAACAACAUGCUGGCUGAAGUGGUGGAGAAACUGAAGAAGACUAAAGUCCAAGCUGCUUCUCCUGCUCACUGUUACGCUGGACCUGGAGAUGUGGAGUGUGAUUCCUGCACCGGGAGAAAACGCAAAGCCAUCAAGUCCUGUCUGAUGUGUCUGGCUUCCUUUUGUGAAACUCAUCUUGGUCCUCACUAUCAGUCUCCUGCUUUUAAGAAACACACAUUAACUGAAGCCUCAGCGAAACUACAAGAGAAGAUCUGCUCUCAACACAACAAGCUGAUUGAGAUCUACUGUCGUACUGAUCAAACCUGCAUCUGUUAUUUGUGUACGAUGGAUAAUCACAAAGGUCACGACACCAUCACAGCCACAGCAGAAAGAGCUGAGAAACAGAGUGAGUUAAAGCAGGAGCAGAUUAAAUCCCAGCAGAGAAUCCAGGAGAAGAAGAAGAAGGUGCAGGAGCUGAAACAGGCUGUGAACACUAUAAAGCUCAGUGCACAGACAGCAGUGGAGGACAGUGAGAGGAUCUUUACUGAGCUGAUCAGCUCCAUGGAGAAAAAGCGCUCGGAGGUGACGGAGCUGAUCAGAGCUCAGGAGAAGGCUGAACUGAGUCGAGCUGAACGACUCCUGGAGCAACUGGAGCAGGAGAUUGCUGAUCUUCAGAGGAGAGUCACUGAUCUGGAGCAGCUUUCACACACACACGAUCACAUCCAGUUCCUCCAGAUUUUAGCUUCUGGACGUCGGUCUCCCCCAUGGGACAGACCAAACUUUCACACAUCCAGCAUCACUGUCCAUCAACAUCUCUCAUUUGAUGGAGUGAGGAAUUCUCUCUCAGAUCUGAAGAAGAGACUCGAGGAAUGCUGUGAAGAGGAAUUCAACAAAAUCCCUCCACAUGAUGUGGAUCGCCUGAGGAGCACAGUUCAAAAUCCGGAUCAAUGUCACUGCCAGUUCCCUGCAUUGCAGUUUCUUCAUCUGCAGCGCAGAGCAGCAGCUUGGAAAUGGCUUGGAAGUGACUGCUGGUUAACAUGUAGUCUUAAUGAGCCGCGUUUCACUCACUAUUUCAGACUCGUUCCGCUGUCUGACAACAGAAACAGAAAAAUGGAUUUCUGUUCUCUGACUCUGGACCCCAACACAGUAAAUCAGCACCUCAUUCUGAGUGACAACAACAGAGUGCUGAGACACAGCUGGAGAGACCAGGAGUACUCUGAUCAUCCGGAGCGGUUUGACUACCACUGGCAGGUGUUGUGUGAGGAGAGUAUGCUUGGACGCCAUUACUGGGAGGUGGAGUGGAUGCGAGAUGACGAUGUGGAAAUAUCCGUCUCGUACAGAGAGAUCUGCAGGAAAGGAUGGCGCGACGAGUGCAAGUUUGGACGCAACGAUCAGUCCUGGUGUCUGCGCUGUUCUUCCACGUCUCUCUGUUUCUAUCACAACAACAUUCAGACCGAGAUCCAAGGGCCAUCAUCCUCCAGAAUAGGAGUGUAUGUGGAUCACAGUGCAGGAACUCUGUCCUUCUACAGCGUCUCUGACACGAUGAAGCUCCUCCACAGAGUCCACACCACAUUCACUCAGCCUCUAUACGCUGGGUUUGGGAUCUACUUGUUAGAUGACGAUAUAACUGUGAGGUUGUGUGAUCCUUAGUAAUGUGUGUAGUGCAGUAAGAUGUGUCCCAGUUUCUCACAACUAUAUAUAUUGUUAAAUUGACUUGUUAAUCUCUGACACUUGUAGGAAUACAAAUAUGAGAGUCACUGUUUUCUAGUAUGCUGAAUGACAUCAGCUAAAUGAUUAUGCUGAGCAAAGUUUCUAGUAGGAGGUUUCUGCCAGUUCCUGUUCUCUUUACUGUGAGUCAAACGAGCAUAGUAACUGAGGCUACCACCUUUUGUCUGUGAUGGCUCUUGGUGCCUCUGUCCCAUUGUUUGCAUUGGUGGCCAUUGUUCAUGAUCAUCAUUACCUGAGGUGUGGACUUUUCUUUAUCUCUAUGAUAAUGAAGUGUGUGAGUGGUUUAGUUAUGCUGAUUGGAUUAGAGCUGGUGAAACUGCAGAGUCUGGGGAGGGUUCCUAUAACUCUGUACUUCUUUUCCAUGUUUUGUUUAAAGUUGUCACCUGAGUGCUUUUGUCUCCACCUCUAAGGACUGACCCUUAAAAUGUGUAUAAAACUACAAUGUACAGAUCUCUUGUUUAGACUUGAUGACUGCAGAGUGAAACAGCACGUUCUCAAUAAAGAAUCCUGCUGAAGAUA
This is a messenger RNA of Pangasianodon hypophthalmus (striped catfish), 2457 nucleotides long. Its product is annotated as E3 ubiquitin/ISG15 ligase TRIM25-like. The record is from RefSeq and is a predicted model, not a curated record. NCBI's taxonomy places the organism in Eukaryota, Metazoa, Chordata, Actinopteri, Siluriformes, Pangasiidae. The transcript is spliced from 7 exons. Gene Ontology annotation, molecular function: zinc ion binding; protein binding. Bases 25 to 1860 code for a protein of 611 amino acids.